AUGGACAAAAUUUUUUGGGUAACCCUCGUAUUAAAUAUAUUCCUCUUUACGUUCCUUACGACUUCAUUUUAUUUGUUAUUUUCACCAACAGCUCUAUCACCGCCUAUCAAAGAGGAAAGGUUCUGGAAUUUAACAAUUAUUCAUACAAAUGAUGUACAUUCUCGUUAUGACCAAAUUAAUUCUGCUGCUACUGAUUGUACCAAAAUACAAUUUGAAGCAGGAAAAUGUUAUGGUGGUACGGCCAGACAUAAAACUUUGAUUGAUAGGCUGAGAAGUGAAAGUAAAAAUUCACUAUUAUUGGAUGCCGGUGAUCAAUUCCAAGGAACGAUGUUCUUUACAUAUUAUGGUGGUGAAGUUAAUUCCAAAGUUUUAAAUUUACUCGGAUAUAAUGUUACGGCCAUUGGAAAUCAUGAAUUUGAUAAGGGUCCAGAUGUUCUUGCAGCCCAUCAUUCACGUUUGACCAUGCCAAUCGUUUGUGCAAACAUUAAUACGACCUUAAAUCCUACAUUCCGCAAAAACAUAAAGCCAUAUCACAUCUUUAAAGAAUACGAUCUUGCUGUUAUCGGUUACAUUACUGACACUACAGGAGGUAUCUCAAAUGCUGGUUCUACCUUAAGUUUCUAUGACCCUAUCCCAAUCGUUCAAUAUUAUGUUAAUCAACUUCGCGAAAAGGGAAUUAAAAGAAUCUUGACCAUUUCCCAUAAUGGGUACGGUCCUGAUAAGGAACUUGCUGCUAAAACUUAUGGAGUUGCUGUUCAUAUUGGUGGUCAUAGUCAUAGCCUUUUAGCGAAUGAUACAACUUUGCCAGACUAUGAUCUUGCUUUAGGACCAUAUCCAACUGUCAUAAGAAAUGCUUUGGGUGAAGAUACUUUAAUCGUUCAAGCGUUCUGGUCUGGAAAAUAUAUCGGUCACCUUGACGUUUCUUUUGAUAAGAAAGGAAGAGUUGUGAACUAUACGGGAGGACCGAUUUUAGUUGAUCAAUCAAUACCUCAAGACCCUGAAGUUCAAAAACUUGUAAAGCAAUGGCGUGAACCUUUCGAUAAAUAUGUUAAAAUGGUUAUAGGAGAAGCCGAAGACGAUUACGAUCAAUUAAAUUGUCAGCGAGGAGAAUGUACUAUGGGAAAUUUAAUCACUGAUGCGAUGCUAGAAUCAAGAAAUAAUAGUGAUGUUCAUGCGGCUUUUAUGAAUGCAGGCGGAAUUAGAGCUGGGUUACUAAAAGGAAAUAUAACUCGAGAGAAUGUUGUUACCGUUCUUCCAUUUGACAAUUCCUUGGUGGAAAUUAAAAUGACUGGACAAAAUGUUACGGACAUGUUAGAAAGCGUCGUUAGUCGAUGGGAAAAUAAAUUAUCCCGAAAGAAAAUCACUAACUUAAGUAAGACUUAUAAACUUUUGACCAAUGAAUUUGUUUCAAAUACAGGUGAUGGAAUACUCCCAUAUCCAAUCGAAACGGUUCCACUUGGAAAUGUAGAAGUUGCAGUCGAAGAUUAUAUUAAAAGUCAAUACAUUAUCAAACCUUACUUGGAUGGCCGUAUAGAAGAUUAUUCUCUCAUACAUGAAGAAAUUAAACCAAUUGAUAUAAAUGAACCGAUACAUUUUCGUUAUCAAUUAUGA
This is a messenger RNA of Funneliformis geosporum, 1611 nucleotides long. The record is from the annotation of a GenBank genome assembly. NCBI's taxonomy places the organism in Eukaryota, Fungi, Glomeromycota, Glomeromycetes, Glomerales, Glomeraceae.